This is a messenger RNA of Cherax quadricarinatus, 1776 nucleotides long. RefSeq names its product ammonium transporter Rh type B. Gene Ontology annotation, cellular component: plasma membrane. Gene Ontology annotation, biological process: ammonium transmembrane transport; ammonium homeostasis. The record is from RefSeq and is a predicted model, not a curated record. Gene Ontology annotation, molecular function: ammonium channel activity. Lineage: Eukaryota; Metazoa; Arthropoda; Malacostraca; Decapoda; Parastacidae.
UCUAGGAGACGUGUGGAGCGUCAGUGCCCUGUCAAGUGCUGGAGCAGCUGCUUCACCGGCUUCUACGUCUUAAUUACAAGUUGUCUCAGGUCCCCCAGUUGCUAAGAUUUUCAAGCUGAUUUAGCAGGUGCCUUUACAUGACCAGCAGCAAGCAUGAUGAUGCGCCUAGUGAGGAGAGUUGGAUGGUUCGUGUUUUAUGCUUCUCUCAUAGAGUUCGCAGUGAUGCUGGUCUUCAUCGUGUUUGUACGGUACGACGCUUUCUACGACGGUACCAAAUGGAACUACACCAGCUAUCAUGGGCACUCCACUCCCAAUCUACAAACAUUUUAUCCAAUGUUGCAGGACGUUGGAGUGAUGAUGGUGAUUGGGUUCGGCUUCCUGAUGACCUUCCUGAGACGGUACGGUCACUCUGGGUUGGGUUGUACCCUGUACCUCACAGCCCUCACCCUACAGCUGGCGCUGCUGGCUGACGGCGUCACCACCGCUAAUGACGGAUACAUCACCUUAAAUGUUAUCAGCGUGGUUCAAGCAGCCUUCACCUGCGCUGCUGUGCUCAUCUCUGUGGGUGCCACACUGGGCACUACCUCCCCCACACAACUGCUACUGAUGGCACUGCUAGAAGUGCCCAUCUACCAGAUCAAUGCCUACAUCGGCUACCGUAUCCUGGCUGUCGUCGACCAUGGUGGUUCUAUCUUUAUCCACACCUUUGGUGCCUACUUUGGAUUGGGGUUCUCGAGGAGUGUGUUACGAAGGGUUCCUGUGAAGGACCAUCCCAGAGAGGUCUCAGGCUACAUCCCUGACAUGUUCUCCAUGAUUGGUACACUGUUCCUGUGGGUGUACUGGCCAUCUUUCAAUGGCGUGGUCGAGAGUGGCAGAAGUCAAGGACGGGCGGUUAUCAACACAUACCUCUCCCUCUCAGCCUCUACCCUGGCCGCCUUCAUGUUCUCUGCCUCAACACAUAAGCAACACAAGUGGACAAUGGUACACAUUCAGAAUGCCACCCUGGCUGGCGGUGUAGCUGUGGGUGCUGUGGCUGGCCUCAUGAUCCAGCCCUGGGGAGCCCUCCUCUUGGGGUACUUUGCAGGUGCCCUCUCCACCCUGGGUUAUACCCACCUCCAGGGGUGGCUACAGGAAAAGUUUGGUCUCCAUGACACCUGUGGUGUCCAUAACCUGCAUGGUAUGCCAGGGCUCCUGUCUGCUAUGGUCUCUGUUGGUGCUGCCUUCUUUGCCUCUGAGGCAAACUAUGGAAAAGAGUUGUACCUGCAGUACCCAGUUAUGGCCCCAGCUAUCAACAUUUCCUCCAGUCUCCCCCUCAUACCAGAACUGGAGGACGUGGCUCCUGGUGAAGGUCGCACUGCAGAAAAACAGGCAUUCUACCAGGCCUUGGCCACCCUCAUCACCCUCCUGAUGGCUCUGACAGCUGGUGGAGCUUCUGGCCUUCUUCUAAACUACAUGCCCUUUGACCCCAUGACAUGGCCUCAGCUGUACAGUGAUGCCCCUUGGUGGGAACUGCCUGAGGAAGAGGAGCAAAUGGAGGAAGAACCAUCUAAUAGUGAGCUGGGGAAGAUAAUCAACAUUCAGGUGGGACAAUUGGAGACCAUUAACCAUCCCAGGAAUGUGAAGGUGGGACAACUAGAGACCAUUACCCAUCACAGUGCUGUAGACUGAUCAUCCUUGAUGAUGCCAGCUGUAACCACUCACUACUAUAAUGCACAAAAUGUAGAAAUUGUAAUGAUAAAUUAUAGUACAAUAUGAGAAACUAUAAUAAUCAUAUUC